AUGAAUUGCAAACAAUAUUGGAAUAAAACUUUAGGAGAAUCCAGUAUACAUGGAUUUCCUUAUUUGGUACGACGUCAGCUGCAUUGGUUGGAGAAACUUUUCUGGGCUGCAGCCAUUAUUGCAGCCACCUACAGUUCCUUAGACAUAUGCCUCAAUCAAUGGAAACGUUUUCGUGAUAAUCCCAUUGUAUAUGCCAUGGAAUUGGCAUGGGGCAAAUCGAAUUUUCCUUUUGUGGGCAUUACGUUAUGUACGGAAUCUUCGAAUCAGGAAGAUAUGGAUGAGGUCAUUUCCCAAAAUUGGGAUGUAACAGCAGCAAGCAAUGCUACUCAAUAUAAGUACUAUGCGGAUUUUUUGAAAGUUCUAAAUUCUUUGAAUACCAUGAGCCUGGAGAAGUUGAAGCCUUACGAAAAUGAUAGCAGUUUGAAUGAUUUGAAAUUUUUGGAAAUGUUAUUGUUUAUGCGUCAUAAAUUUAUACCUCGCAUGGAGUAUGCUAAUCCGUCUGAUAAUGAUAAAAAAUUACCUGGUUCUUCAUUUGAUGUUGAGGGCAGAGAGCAAAUUUAUGCUGCCGCUAUGACAGAAAUUGGACUUUGUCGCACUACUUCGCAAUUGACACGCUACACGAACCCAUUUGGAAACUUAAAAACCCUAAAAGUAUCAGGCAUUAGCUAUUGUGACAUAAUGAAUGAGUGUAAUACGAAAAUUUUUCCGAAAGUUGGAGUGGACUCCAGUCUUUUAAUCUUUCUGCACAAUGUGGAAGAUAUUGUAGCACCUUAUGAUCAGGGCACAAUAAUGCGCCAUGCCACCAUGGAGGGUUCAUUGACCAUUGAACUGUUGUUGGGUCUGACAACAGCUGAAACGGAAGUAAGAAAUUUACCCAUAGCCUAUAGGAAAUGUCGCUAUAAGGAUGAAAAUAAUUUAAAAUAUUUUGAGAUUUAUCGUCCUGGCUUGUGUCGCAUAGAAUGUCGUAUAAAUGUGGCCAUGCAAAAGUGUGGUUGCAAGCCAUAUUUCUAUGUAGUGGCACCCCAUUUGCCGGUCUGUAAUAUUAAAGGUAUGUUGUGUUUGGCACAUGAACAUUGGCCCAAAGUGGCACAAUGCAAUUGUCCCAAUUUGUGUGAAGAGGAAACUUAUGUUAGCAUGCAAACAACUUUACAAAAAGAUGAAUCGACAAAAUUUGAAAGGACUAUUAUAGUCAAACUAUUUCUACCACGCAUGGCUAUGAAACGUCGUGUUGUCUUUAGUACAGAUCAAUUAAUCAUGUCAUUUGGUGGUGCAAUUGGUCUAUUUUUGGGUGCCAGUUUUAUCAGUAUCUAUGGUUUGCUGUAUGUUCUAAGUGAAUACAUAUUUGCCAAUGUUUGGUCGUGCCUUAAAAUGAAAAGAAAUGCCAAGAAACAUCGUAUCGGUGCAGAGAGAAGAGUAACUUUAGUUGAAGGAGCAUAUUAA
Lucilia sericata (common green bottle fly) is the source of this 1440-nucleotide messenger RNA. RefSeq names its product sodium channel protein Nach (gene ppk25). The coding region runs from base 1 to 1440 and encodes 479 amino acids. The transcript is spliced from 6 exons. The record is from RefSeq and is a predicted model, not a curated record. Gene Ontology annotation, biological process: sodium ion transmembrane transport. Lineage: Eukaryota; Metazoa; Arthropoda; Insecta; Diptera; Calliphoridae. Gene Ontology annotation, cellular component: membrane. Gene Ontology annotation, molecular function: ligand-gated sodium channel activity.